AUAAAUUCACAUAUAUUUCUUCUUAAAAGUUUCCCUGAAACUCCUUACUCACACACCUUUUUUCCCUUAUGUUUGUCCUUGUUUACAUCAUUACCUGCGUUUAAUAGCCCCAAAUAAAAGCCAAUUCCCUUUUGGCUUGGUCCUGGAAAAGUUGUCUCAAAUAUUUGAGGACAAGCCAUUACAUGGUAAAUGAGGCAAUAUUAAUGUGAAACUUUCAAAUGUUUCCUUUCCGUUCGGCUUGGAACUGAAGGAUAAUAACUUAAUUGAGCCAUUGCACGCAUGGGAGAGUACAUUUAAAAGUUGAGAAACUGUCAUUCGUCUCCCUCUCUCGACUCUAAUCCUGGUUACAUGCUGAUAUAUAUAAGCUGAAGUUGAGACCCUAUUUCACAGGCAUUACUCCGCAGUCUCUGGUUCAUUAUGGUUCGUUACGUGCCCCGUUUUGCUGAUGGUCAGAAGGUGAAGUUGGCCUGGCCCUUGGCCCUCUUCCGAUUGAAUCAUAUUUUCUGGCCCCUGGAUCCCAGUACGGGCAAGUGGGCACGAUAUCUAGACAGAGUACUGGCCGUCCUGGGUUGUGUCAUCUUUGUCCAGCACAACGAUGCGGAGUUGCGGUAUCUACGCGUGGAGGCUGGAAAUAGAAAUAUGGAUGAGUUUCUUACCGGAAUGCCCACCUAUUUGAUCUUGGUGGAGGCCCAGUUCCGGAGUCUUCAUAUUCUGUUCAACUUUGAGCCGCUGCAGAAGUUCCUGCAUCGUUUUUAUACCACUAUUUACAUAGAUCCUCGCAAGGAGCCGGAAAUGUUUCGUCGAGUUGAUGGUCAAAUGCUCAUCAAUCGUUUGGUUUCCGCCAUGUAUACAGCUGUUAUCUCUGGAUAUCUCAUUGUUCCUGUCUUUUCGAUCAUCAACAAGAGGAAGGACUUUCUUUACUCCAUGAUAUUUCCUUUUGAUACGGAACCUUUGCACAUCUUUGUGCCUCUGCUGCUGAGCAAUGUCUGGAUAGGCAUCAUCAUCGAUUCCAUGAUGUUUGGAGAGACCAGUUUGCUUUGCGAACUGAUUGUCCAUUUAAAUGGUAAAUAUUUGCUGUUGAAAAGGGACUUGGAAUUGGCAAUACAAAGGAUUUUGGCUAAACGAGAGCGUCCUCUGAUGGCCAAGCAGCUAAAGGAUUUGAUUAUACAAACUUUGCGUAAGAAUGUGGCUCUGAAUCAGUUUGGCGAGCAGCUGGAGGUCCAGUAUACCGUGAGAGUUUUCAUUAUGUUUGCCUUUGCAGCGGCUUUGUUGUGUGCUCUGUCUUUCAAGGCCUAUACGAAUCCCAUGGCCAACUACAUAUAUGCCAUAUGGUUUUGUGCCAAAACUGUGGAGCUGCUAUCUCUGGGACAAAUAGGAUCAAACUUGGCCUAUACGACAGAUUCCCUUAGCUCUAUGUACUAUCUAACCCAUUGGGAGCAGGUCCUGGAGCACUCCACAGAUCCGCAGGAGAAUCUGCGCCUGCUGAAGCUCAUUAACCUGGCUAUUGAGAUGCACAGCAAACCAUUCUAUGUAACUGGUCUGAAAUACUUUCGCGUCAGCCUGCAGGCGGGCUUGAAGAUUUUGCAGGCAUCCUUCUCGUACUUCACAUUUCUCACCUCAAUGCAGCGUCGACAAAUGAGCAAUUAA
Messenger RNA from Drosophila kikkawai, 1647 nucleotides. It is a transcript of the gene Or35a, whose product is annotated as Odorant receptor 35a. Lineage: Eukaryota; Metazoa; Arthropoda; Insecta; Diptera; Drosophilidae. Gene Ontology annotation, biological process: sensory perception of smell; detection of chemical stimulus involved in sensory perception of smell. Gene Ontology annotation, molecular function: olfactory receptor activity; odorant binding. The record is from RefSeq and is a predicted model, not a curated record. Gene Ontology annotation, cellular component: plasma membrane.